Messenger RNA from Galendromus occidentalis (western predatory mite), 2002 nucleotides. Its product is annotated as Y-box factor homolog. Lineage: Eukaryota; Metazoa; Arthropoda; Arachnida; Mesostigmata; Phytoseiidae. Bases 1 to 1017 code for a protein of 338 amino acids. Gene Ontology annotation, molecular function: nucleic acid binding. The record is from RefSeq and is a predicted model, not a curated record. The transcript has 4 exons.
AUGACGGAUUCAGCGGUGCAAGCAGAGCAACAGGGCGACAUAGAGAACAAAGAAGCCGCGCCCGAGCAACAGCCGAAAAAGAUCAUUGCUGAACGCGUGCGUGGAACUGUCAAGUGGUUCAACGUGAAGAAUGGCUACGGUUUCAUCAAUCGUAAUGAUACGAAGGAAGAUAUUUUCGUCCACCAGACAGCCAUCAUGAAGAACAACCCCCAAAAAGCCGUCAGAUCCGUCGGCGAGGGUGAGGAGGUUGAAUUUGAUGUGGUCGUUGGUGAAAAAGGCAAUGAAGCCUCGAACGUGACUGGCCCUGAGGGCGCCCCUGUUCAGGGCAGUCCUUACGCAGCCAAUCGACGGAGCGGAGGAGGUGGCGGUGGAUUCCGCAGUGGUCAGGGCGGAAGAUACUCUCAGCGGCGUCGGGGGCCUCCCAGAGAUCGCAGAAGCAAGGGCGAUGUCAAAGAAGACGGAUAUGAAGAUGAAGAUGCUGGUGAAAGGCCCCCGCCCGCUAGGCGUUCCGGUAGCCGCGGUGGCCGUGGCGGAUCCGGAGGCCGGGGUGCUUUCCGCUCUGGCCCGCCAAGACCCGUUCCCCGCAGAAGACGCGAAGACGAUGACGUGGAUGGAGAAGCACCUCGCAGAGACCAAGGUCGCGGAGGACCUCGCCGCGGAGGAGGAGGAGGUGGAGGAGGUUACGGUGGAGGAGGUGGCGGUUACGGCGGUGGAGGCCGGGGAGGGAAUGGCCCACGCAGGCCCCCCGCGAGGAGACCGCCUCGCUCCGACACCGAUGGCGAAUACGACGGAAGCGACCGCGACCACCGUGAUGACGGAGAUCGUGCCCCACGCCGUGGUACAGGAAGAGGUGGAGGCGGCGGUCCCCGCAGAGGAGGUGGGGGUGGUGGUGGACCCCGCUCCGGCGGCGGCGGCUUCGGCGGCGGUGGCCGACCCGGAGGACGCGGCGGCCGUGGUCUUCCGAGAGGCCGUGGGGGUCCCCGUGAUCACCACAACGGCGACGGUGGAGACAACUAAGCCCUCUCGUCAGUGAGCCCGCUAUGUCCGCGGUAGUCAGCCCCAGGAUAUUCGAUCUAUCUAUCAAAGAUCACGGCGGCAGGCACAUACUCAGACAGAAGGGACGAAAAAUAUUUUCUAUCUCUCUAUCGAAAGGCAAAACCAUACAAACAAGCAAAAAACCAUACAUACAUAUAAACAAGCAAAGCAACAGCAAAGUGUGUGUAGCUCUCAGCAGCCCGUCAAACGCUAACCAGAACGUAAUAAUCACAACAGAAAGCCCGCCGAGGACAAAAGUGUUCCCACGAGGAUGGAACCCAAUCAAAAUCUAACAGAUUGCUCAUCGACCGCCACGACUCGAUUUCAGUCUGUGAGCCGACAGAUGUCGCUCGUAAUUGUGAUUAUCGUGAUCGUGAAAACAACCGAAUAGCGAAUCAUCGAAACAACAGCUCACUGCGGAAUCGCAAAGCAAAUCGCUGGAGAAGUUCUCCACGCGAUCGGCGAAUUGGCGUCUCGGAAAUUCGGAAGAGAGGAAAGUCUAACGCAAAGGAGGUUUCCUUGCUAAGUACGCCUUCAGCUCUCCCCAAAGUACCCCUCACGACAAGCAAGAAUGGAUGAAGCCUCCUUUUUCUUCUCAUCUGCCUCCUCGUCCAUUGUCCUCGACGGGUCGAUGUCGCCCGCUAUCCAACUGCAACCAACAACAACAUCAACUUCCGUGACAGCAGCAACAAAAGAAAACAACAGUCAAAAACAUCAGAAACAAGAAGAACAACAUCGACAACAACAACAACAUGAUUUAUGUACUUUACUACUCAGCUAUCGGAGAUUAUCUCCGAUUUAGAAACAAACGACAGAACAGCAGCAUGAGCAUAAAAGCAUAAGCACCCGUCGUCAACAGGCCGAGUCGCGCGCCCUUUCAAACACCCGGAUGCCCGACGUCUAGUCCCACUUCCCCUCGCAAAGCUCUCUGGAAACUCUUGAACUUCUGAACACCGACAAACAUCCA